AUGGAAGACAGGUCCAGUGCCUUUUCUGGUUCCACUGGUACCGGUGGCUACGAAACCCCAGACGAAGAGGAAUCCCCAACAACAUCGAGGACAGUUCGGUUUGCUUCGGAAGUACAAGAACAUGAACAUGACGCUGGCCGUGAUCGUGUUAGUGAUGUCGAUAUUGACAAGAAGAGGUUCAUGUUGAUUAAGCGCCCUAAGCUAGGUCAGGGGAUUGCCGCCAGGGUCUUUCGUAGGUAUCCUCGCUGUUAUGCUUUUUGGAUAGGAAUGGUGUUUCCACUCUGGUUUCUGGUGUUGCUAAGUAUGCUGGGAGGCCGGCUACUGGGUGAUCUGGAGUUUGACACUGAAGUGGCAGGGAACAACGAAGCCAUGAGGAACCGACUGAUGGCUAAAACCUACGACCAAGCUGUCAGUGAUACGGUUUCAUUUGCUCCACAGGUUUGCUACACCCUUUUCAAACAGAACAUUUCUGUCAGCAACCUUACCAGCUACUGGUCCGAGAUUUUGGAUCAACAAGAUAGCCUGCUAGACUAUCUGGAUCUGCGACAGGAAGAGCUGGUAGGAGUUGAUGAUAUGAUCGACAACGUCACGGAAUUCUCCAGUUAUUUGGGUGAAUGCGGAAGGGUUGCCGAUAACUUCACAAACAAUAUCCAACAAAUAUUUUUUGGAGACUUUGAGAUAUCUUUUUCUGGAUCAACCAAACUCACAUUCAGCUGGAGUCGAUGUGUCAAUGUGACUGACCCAAGUCGCUAUAAUCAUAUUUUCCAACCGAGACUGUCGCAUAUAUAUGCUGCUCGCCCUGAAAAUCAAUCAAAAACAUUCUCCACAGCGUGGCACGAAGAUCAGCAACGACUUCGGAUUCAAUAUCUCCAACAGUAUCGAGCUGACAAUGUUUCGAAUGCUCGUCUGAAAGCAUUCAAUGCCAGCAUCUUUGAAGCUUCAGCAGAGCAUACCUGUGCGGUCAAUGUUCCUGCAACUGCCUGGUUUUGGUUCACAGUCAUGACCACGGUCGGAUAUGGGAACCAAGCUCCUGUUACAUUGUGGGGUCGAGUUCUCAUAUUUACCUUUGGCUUCUACUCGAUCCUGAUGUUUGCUGGUGUCUUGACUGCGGCGGGUGUAGUUACAUCGCUUCUUGUCAAUGAUUUUGCCAUUCGGCUCAGGUUGCGGCUCCUCGCCAACAAAGUUGUCAUGAUGAUUGUCUGGGGUCUCUUGUGGGUUGGAUGGCUGGCCUUUAUGUCAGCUCAUGCCAUUGAAUGGACAAGGUGGCGCUUGGAAGAACAAAUGUCCUGGGAAGAUGGGAUGUGGUUUGCCUUUAUCAGUACCACCACUGUUGGUCUGGGCGAUUUCUACCCAACUCCCGAAGUCAUGUUUACGUCAGACAUCCUCAUCUUUUCACUUUCAUUCCUCUUGGGCUUUGUUCUCCUCUCUGCAUUUUUGACAGAGAUGGCGCUCUCCAUGGGGUACUUUUUCCCAGAUCUGGGUGAAGAAUUGGCCAAGAGACUCAAAUAUGUUGGUAUUUCGCCCUUUGAAGGAUGUCUGCAUGGACCACGGUCCGAUUUUGAUGAGGCAGAGAGACCAGAGGAUUCACCGUUGUCUUGUCAGGGCAGCAUGUUGGGAAAAGAACCGGAGGUCCCUGCCUUGCCGGAACAACCUCCACACCUUCAACCUUUACGGAAAGACUCGGAUUUCAAUGGUUCGGUAAUGAGUGGGUCAUUUGCGUACUAUGGACCAGAGGUUGAUGUUGAUGAAUUGAAAGCAAAGACCGACAUGUAG
This is a messenger RNA of Seminavis robusta, 1773 nucleotides long. Lineage: Eukaryota; Bacillariophyta; Bacillariophyceae; Naviculales; Naviculaceae. The record is from the annotation of a GenBank genome assembly.